AUGUACGGCAAUGUCAGUGAAGUCUCUCAAUUGAUAGUGGAAAACAACUUUUGGGAUUAUUUCAAUAUGGAGAGCUCGGAUAAUGUAACUGAUGGAGGUAUUAAAAAAAUAUGUGAAUCGAACGGGUGCCCUGUGUGCAGUGUGCUGCUGGUGGCCGGUGCGAUAGGAAACGUGGCUGUGUUCGCAUCCCUGCUGAGGUCCAGACGCAGGAAGUCCAGGGUCAACCUGCUGAUGACGCACCUAGUGGUCGCCGAUAUGAUGGUGACCUUCAUUGUCAUACCGCUGGAGUCUAAGGUCAACCUGCUGACGACGUACCAGGUGAUCGCCGAUAUGAUGGUGACCUUCAUUGUCAUACCGCUGGAGGUAAACUCUUUUUCAGAGCUGGAGAGAUUUAUGAAGUCUAGGCGCAGGAAGUCCAGGGUCUAG
Molecule: messenger RNA, 426 nt
Organism: Chilo suppressalis (striped riceborer)
Lineage: Eukaryota; Metazoa; Arthropoda; Insecta; Lepidoptera; Crambidae
Source: the annotation of a GenBank genome assembly